Aspergillus pseudotamarii is the source of this 1166-nucleotide messenger RNA. RefSeq names its product acyl-CoA N-acyltransferase. Gene Ontology annotation, molecular function: acyltransferase activity, transferring groups other than amino-acyl groups. The transcript has a single exon. Bases 11 to 535 code for a protein of 174 amino acids. The record is from RefSeq and is a predicted model, not a curated record. NCBI's taxonomy places the organism in Eukaryota, Fungi, Ascomycota, Eurotiomycetes, Eurotiales, Aspergillaceae.
CCUACAUACCAUGGGGGAGGAUCCCCGCAAUCCCGCCCCCACUAGGGACUCAACCCUCACAUUCCGCGAAGUCACCGAGGAUAACUGGCGUGCGGUAGCAAACUUGAGUCCCAAGGACGGCCAGGCAGGGAACCUCGCCGCCAACGUAUGGUCUCUCUGCGAAGCCCACUACUCCGAAGACGCCUGGGUACGUGCCAUUUACGCCGACGAGACGCUUGUCGGCAUGUUGAUGAUGGCGAUAUGGGAUCCUGACGAGGCGUACUACAUCUGGCGACUCAUGAUUGACGGCCGGUAUCAGAAUCUCGGGUACGGUCGACGGGCCGUGGAAUUUGCGAUUGCACAUAUAAGACAGCAUAACCCUCGAGCAAAACAGUUGGGGGUGAUGUCAACGCCGCCGGAGGGAAAGAAAAGCGAUAAUCCUCUCAAGAACGUCCAACCUGAGGAUUCGCCGUAUAAAUUCUACCAGAAACUUGGAUUCAAGCAGACUGCACCACCAGACGAAGAUGGGGAGAUUAUGAUGUCGAUAGAGUUGUAGAUGGCUCAUACGCGAAAGUCAUCAUUGCUCCUGUGGUCAUAUUCCAUAUCGGUUUCUAGAGCCACGUGCCAUUGUUCAUCGAUAUGAAGUCCCUGCAACUGGCAUUUGGCGUGUCUUCACCAGCACCCACCGCGAACUCAGUCAAGGAUUGGUUGAUCCACUGUGGUAGAUUCGCCCAUCUUAGGGUUUUCGGGGUCAGGCAGGUUGCUGUCUGCAUUUAUAUACAGACAAUAUAGAAAGCCGUUGGCAGAGCUCAUGGUAACAAUUAAUAUAUGUGGCAAUAGACCUAUAUUUGUGACUUUGUUUUAGAUGAACAGUCGGGCGUCAGGUGGACUAGGGCAGUGAAUGGAUAGCCCCAGGCACCUUCCACUUCACAUGACCUACCGUUUGCAUUCGGUUUCGUCUUCGACUUGUCUUAUCUUCCUAUGAUGUUCCUUCCAUUAGAAUCUCUCCUGUUUUUAUCUCCCACAAACUAUGCCACGAUCUUGCUGUCGUAAUGCUAAGCAGCUGUAGCUACGUGGUCUAAUUACCACAACCUCCAUUUUGAGGCCUCAUCCAGUGUGCGAAGGCUAUCACUCUGAUGGCAAAGCCUAGACUCAUCACCUUGAGCACUUUGCUCUGGGGCUAAUCG